AUGCCGCUCGAUUACAGUAAAUGGGACGCACUGGAGCUCAGCGACGACUCGGACAUCGAGGUGCACCCCAACGUCGACAAGCGGUCUUUCAUCCGUGCCAAGCAGAACCAGAUCCACAUGGAGCGGGCGCAACGCAAGCAGCAGAUAGAGACGCUCAAGUACGAACGCAUCGUCAACGACGGCCUCCUGAAGCGCAUCAGCGCCCUGCUGGCGUCGCUCCGGGCGCACGCGGCCGACGCGGCCAGCGGCGCCAAGAACCCCGCCGAGGUGGCGUUCCAGGCCGUCAUGGAGUCGGCGCAGGGCACUAGGGCCGAGGACGACCGUCCCCCGAAGCGGCCAGAGGGCGUCCACGGCAGCGAGGAGGAGCUGCCGACGUACACAAAGAUGAUGGCGACGCUGCUGGACCAGGUCAACAAGGCCAUGGAGGAGAAGAAGGUCACGCAGGAGGAGAGGUACGGCGCCAUGACGGCCGAGAUCGAGGAGCACCUCAAAAAGGUGCAGGAUCUGCAGAGGGACCUGGAGAAGAAGCUGGCGGAGCUCGAGAAGGAGGAGAAGAGCAAGAUCACCAGCGAGAGCAUCCACACGGGGUUCGACACGUCGCACGUCAACAAGGCCAAGGCCGCCGAUACCUCCAAGGCCUCUUCGAGCAGCCAGCCGGAGCUGCUGAAUCCAAACUUCAACAAGUUGAACGCCGGCAAGGAAAACACGGCCCCGGGCGGCGGAUCUCUGGAGGAAGACGACGACGAGAUGGAGGCGUCCCCCGCGGCGAGGGAGUUUGCCAAGAUCAAGCAGGGCGACUACCUCGCCUCGCAACAGUUCCUGACGUCACACCCGCAACUUUUGGCAUCUGAGAAAGAGACGGAUGGGCUUCUGGUCCUUGCAUUCGACGCUCAGCUGCAGAACCACGACGAGGAGGCCAGGAGGUACGUGCACCAGGCACUGCUGCUGCAGUACUGCCGCGCCCUGGGCCGGGACGGAGUGCAGCUCUUCUUCAAGCGGGUGACGACAAAGGGUCACCAGGCGCAGGACAUAUUCUUCAAGGACGUUCAGGAGACGUACGGCAAGAUCAAGAACCGCGCUGCUGAGAUCAACGCGCAGAGGGCUAGGGACGCGGCUGAGGGCAAGCCUGACGGUGUCGAACAGAUUCAGCUGCAAGCCGUCGAGCCCGGCACUGUCAUCAACAUUCGCGUGCCGGAGAAGGACAGCUCUGACCCGGAGGAGCAGGCAGCCAGGGCCAUCUUUGACGGCUUCAGUCCCGAGAUGAAGGCCGCGCUAGAGACGGGGAGUCUAGAGAAGGUCAACAAGGUGCUGGGUGAGAUGGAUGUGGCCGAGGCUGAGGAGCUGGUGGGCAAGUUCUCUGAGGCUGGUGUGCUCAGCGUCGAGGAGCAGAUCAUUGAUACUACGACAGAGGAGGGCAAGGCGCAACUCAAGGAGAUUGAGAGGAAAGGUGCCGAGUCGCAGUUUGCAGAUGACCCGGAGUAG
Messenger RNA from Pyricularia pennisetigena, 1482 nucleotides. RefSeq lists its product as uncharacterized. NCBI's taxonomy places the organism in Eukaryota, Fungi, Ascomycota, Sordariomycetes, Magnaporthales, Pyriculariaceae. The coding region runs from base 1 to 1482 and encodes 493 amino acids. Gene Ontology annotation, biological process: protein folding; protein stabilization. The record is from RefSeq and is a predicted model, not a curated record. The transcript is spliced from 3 exons. Gene Ontology annotation, molecular function: heat shock protein binding; protein-folding chaperone binding; protein kinase binding. Gene Ontology annotation, cellular component: cytoplasm.